GUUUCUAAAAGGAAGCACUUCUCCCCACUAGUUUACCCCCUCACAUUGCCAAAAUGUGAAAGGAAAGGGGGAGCACUUUUCCCCAACCGAAUCCUCUUUUCCUCUUUUUGUGGCUUCUGUUGAUUCUGUUUUGUGAUUGUUUAUUCUUUCUUUCCUGUUCCUCUUUACUGAGAUUGAUUAUUGGUAGUUGAUUGAUGAGAUUUAAUGGUUUCAGGUAUGAUUAUGGGGGCAUCAGCAUCAUCUGUGACUGUGUGGUAUAAUCUACAAGUUCCUCAUCCAAUUAAAGAAGUGCCCAUCUUGGACUACGACUUGGCUCUUCUGUUCCAACCCAUGCUAAUGCUUGGCAUUACUGUUGGAGUUUCCUUGAGUGUUGUCUUCCCUUACUGGCUAAUCACCGUUCUCAUCAUCAUACUCUUUAUGGGAACUUCUUCAAGAUCUUUCUACAGGGCUACUGAAAUGUGGAAGGAGGAAACAUACUUGAAGUCAGAAAUAGCGGAUAGAAAGGAGGCACUAGUCAAUUCUCGUGGUGAACUUCUGAUUGAUACCAAUUUCGAGCCUUUGAUACCCAAAGAAGAGAAAUCGAAAUGGGCAGUAUUCUGCUUGAACCUGAAUUGGAAGAGGCUUCUGGUUCUGUUUGUAGUCUGGUUCUGUUUCCUUCUUCUCCAAGUCAUCAAGAAUGAUGUCUCAGUUUGUGGCACUGCAUACUGGAUGAUCUUUUGCUUGCAGCUCCCCGUGGCCAUGGGAGUGUUUGGCUAUGAAGCAGUGAAACUAUACAAAGAAUACAAGAAGAGGUCGAGUGUGGGGAACACAGAAUGUAUCUGUGAGGCUUCAAUUGCAUGGACACCAUUGAAUAUUGCAUUCUGUGCACUUUCUGGAAUUCUUGGAGGCACUGUGGGUGGAUUGUUGGGAUCUGGUGGUGGAUUCAUCCUAGGCCCCUUGCUGCUUGAGAUUGGUGUCAUCCCUCAGGUUGCAAGUGCAACAGCAACAUUUGUGAUGAUGUUCUCCUCAUCCUUGUCUGUGGUGGAGUUUUACCUUCUCAACAGGUUCCCCAUACCUUAUGCCGUGUACCUUAUGGGAGUAUCUAUCUUAGCUGGUUUCUGUGGCCAAUACUUUGUGAGAAAGAUUGUUGCAUUCCUUGGAAGGGCUUCAAUCAUUGUCUUCAUUCUCUCUGGUGUCAUCUUUGCUAGUGCUCUCACAAUGGGGGUUAUUGGGACUGAGAAGAGCAUAACUAUGAUACACAACCAUGAAUUCAUGGGAUUUCUGGGUUUCUGUAGCAGCCAAUGAUCGUUGGCAUAUAAACCCAGAAGCAGAAUGCAGCCAUGGCAUGUAAAGAAAGAAGAAGCAGAAUGAUGGUUUGAGCAUUAGGCUAACUCCAAUGGAGCCUCUAUAUUUGGGAGAGCCUUUAUAUUUGGGGGAAAGUUAGCUCCAAUGGAGCCUCUAUAAAUAGAGGAGUCUCUAUAUUUGGGGGAGAUCUCCAAAAUGAUCCCCAAAUUUGGGGGUGGAAAUGGGGGUUCCCCCAAAUAUAGAGACUCCCCAAAGCCCGCCACGUGGCGUUUCUUUUUCUUUUUAAGAUUUUAAGGGUUAAUUGGGGUUUAAUUAGGAGAUUAGUUAGGGGUUUAAUUAGAUCAAUAAUUUUCAAGUGUUGUGUGUAAACCCAAAUUAGGUCAAUCAUUUUUUGUCAAAAAAAAUUUGGUCUCAAAAUUAAAAAAAUUUCUACCGGAAAAUUUGUAUUUAAAAAUGAUGACGAACUAUACAAAAAUUAACAUGAACAAAUUAUAUUAAGACUUCGGUAAGUACAUUUUUAAGUAAAUGGAAAACUUAAAAAAUGGAGAUCUCCAAAUAUAGAGGAUGUAGCAUUGAAGCAAAAGAAGGAAAAAUGGGGAUGAACCCCAAAUUUGGGGAUCUUCAUCCCCAAAUUUGGAGGCUUGCACUGGAGUUGGUCUUAUAGUGAUAUUGGCUGGUCAACUUCUAGUUGACCAGCUCCUCCUGUGCAGCUAGCUUGUGUUAGAUGUCUCUCCUAUUCAUGAGUGUCAGUUCCUGGCUGACACCUUCGGACAAAUUCCUCAUUGCAUAAAAUAUUUGAAAUAAUAAACUGUCAAUUCUCAUGUCCUUGCCUUGGUUCCACCUUUGGACUUCUUAGAAAUUUAGUUUGAUAAUGUCUAUCAUCAUGCUGCAAAUGUGGAUCAAUCAAGCUAUUAGAUCAUGAUUGGUGGGUUGUUGGAUCUGAAUCUGACAGUGAGUUCUUUAACCCAACACUCUCACCAUUACCGGAGAUUGAUUAUCCUAAACAAUUCUUUAUUACUAUGAAGUUCUAGGAAAGAAGUAGACAAGUUAAAGAGAACUAUUGAUCUGGUUCAAGAAGACACAUCAAAGUCAUCUUGCUGAUAGAUAAUGAUUAUGAAUGACCCAUCAAUAAAACAACAAUGAUAAAGUCGCGAGUAGGCUAUUGAUCAUCUUUCAUCAAAAUUCCAUGUCCAAACAACCGUGAUAUCUUGUAAGAAAGAGGCCUAGGGAAGGAAAUAGUUGCUAGGAAGGAAGCUUCAUGGAUGAGUCCAAGGAAUUGGGGGAAUGGAGGGCAUUCAUUCAUAUCAGAAAGUACACGUUGCCAAAUAUUUGUAUGGUAGCCACUGUUCUUCUUGCUCUGGUUUCUCUGUCGGCCACCACAUGGUUUCUUUUUCCCCCCAUGAAUGGGGAUAAUAAAAGCAAUUCGUGUAC
Linum trigynum is the source of this 2715-nucleotide messenger RNA. The record is from the annotation of a GenBank genome assembly. Lineage: Eukaryota; Viridiplantae; Streptophyta; Magnoliopsida; Malpighiales; Linaceae.